AUGUCUGACGAAAUCAAGAUCGAGACCGGUGCGUACUUUUUACACACUCGCUACUCCCAGCAACCUUCAUACGCCAUCUUCCACAUCUACAGCUCGACAGCAAAGAAAAGCCGACCUGCCGGAUCCGGAUUCGACAAUGCGAGGCGGACCAAGGCUUGGAGCCGAUCCUUUCCGCCUCCCUUUGACGCUCGUUUCCCCAACACCAACCAGAGCAAGCACUGCUGGCAGUCGUACAGCGAUUACUACAAGUGCAUCAACGCUCGUGGUGAGGAGUUCACUGGCUGCAAGCAGUUCCUCAAGACCUUUAAGAGCAUCUGCCCCAACGAGUGGGUUGCCAAGUGGGAUGAGCAGCGCGAGGAGGGAACCCUCCCCUUCAAGGUUACCGUUUAA
Molecule: messenger RNA, 390 nt
Organism: Linnemannia hyalina
Lineage: Eukaryota; Fungi; Mortierellomycota; Mortierellomycetes; Mortierellales; Mortierellaceae
Source: the annotation of a GenBank genome assembly